AUGCAUUCUAACGGACUUUUGCAGCUGGCGCAAGGAAURGAACAGAAGUCAACCCUAGUGGAAGAUGCAAUGGGUUGUGUCUUUUCUUGCACCAGUACAGAUUGGUGUCGUUCGAUGAAUUUCAAAACCACACCUCUUGAAAACGGUCUUCACGUGUGUGAGCUUCUCUCUUCUGAUCGGUUCACAAAUGGCACAAUUCACGGUGGAUGGAGCAGUUUCUCUGCCUGGUCAGCUUGCAGCAAGACUUGUGGCGGUGGKUCACARACAAGAACUCGUACWUGUACCAACCCUGCACCUGCCUAYGGUGGAAAUAGCUGCUCUGGAUCCUCGMAGGAAAGUGCUCAAUGUAACACUGCGUCAUGUCCAGCUUCGAGUUGCAGCAAUCCUGUCGCUCUUGGUAUGGAAAGUAAGGAAAUCGCUGACGCCCAGAUCACUGCGAUAAACUACCUUUUACAGUACUAUCCCUACACAGCAAGGUUGAAUAAAAUAAAAGGAUGGGCACCGAMUAGCAACAAAGUCAACAACUGGGUACAAGUCGAUUUGCUCAAAGUUUCUAUUAUAACAGGCAUUGCAACCCAAGGCAGAUCAGAUAAUUCCAAUCACAUCAAGACCUAUUCCGUGUCAUAUAGCAAUGAUGGAAGCAGCUUCACAAACUACGAGGGAGGAAAAGUAUUUACUGGUAACACUAACAACCAUGUAGCUGUUCAAAAUAACUUUAAUCCUGUCAUUAACGCCAGAUACUUCAGAAUUAUCAUUAAAACGUGGAACGGUUACCAACAGUUAAGAAUGGAGUUGUAUGGCUGUAAAUGAGAGCCAAUAUCGCGGUGCUACUAGGGAUCGUCAAAUAUAUACACACUAAGCACCCCUCCUUAUUUUUUGUAUUUGGAGUCUCUACACAUUGUACUAAUAUGAUCUGUAAUUCAUUGGCCCACCUCGAUUAGUUUCUUUUCUAUUUGUAGGACAUUGAAAUCAUGAGCUCCUUUAAAUAUAAUACAGUAAUAAAAAUUGACUUUG
This is a messenger RNA of Exaiptasia diaphana, 1014 nucleotides long. Its product is annotated as coadhesin-like. The transcript has 3 exons. Lineage: Eukaryota; Metazoa; Cnidaria; Anthozoa; Actiniaria; Aiptasiidae. The coding region runs from base 1 to 810 and encodes 269 amino acids. The record is from RefSeq and is a predicted model, not a curated record.